UCUCUCUUUGUCAUGGGAAGACUUUGGACUUCUCUGCGGCUCCUUAUGGAAAAAUAAGAGAUUAUCAUGAGUUAAAACGUGCAAAUGUAGCGCAAAAAGUGAAGACAAUGGUCAGGAGAGGAGAGGAAAGUUGAGCGGUCAGUGGGGUCUUGAUUGGCGGAUCGAUACUCAGAGGAUGCUGCGGGAAAUGUAGUGACUUUACUGGAAACAGUCAGACAGUAAUCGUCUCGUCCAGCUGAAAUUUGCAGCACCGUGCUGUAUCAGAGAAAAGAGGUCAACAUGAACAGCAGCAUGCUUCCUCAGAGGAGUUCAGUGAGCACACUCGGCUACAGCACAGACUGUGUGAAGUUGGAGCCAAGUGGCCCAUCUGUGGGCGGGGGCAUGAGGAGCGGUCGCACUAAGGCAGAGCUUCAGGAGCUGAUGGAGACACUACAGCGCAGGAAGAGUGCACUGGAGGCCAGUCUGAGGGCAGCUGAGUGCAGCAGGAAGUACCUGAGUGUGCCCUCUGCCACGGGACCCCAGCCCCCUCGGCCCCUGUCAGCCCUCAGCAUGGACCGGCCCCCCUCCACGUCCAGGAUGCUCGCCUAUGUGUCCAGUGGAAGCAGUGUGCCCCCCUCUCCUCGACAAGGCGAGCGCCAGAUCACUUCCAACGGCGUUCACCGCCACUCCCACUCUCGACACCAGUCCCAGGACAGUCUGCUCUUGUCCAGUGAGGGGAGCUCUCUGCUAUCCCCCUCCUAUGACCCUGUCCCUCGCUCGCCCCGGAUCAAGAGUGGUGCAGCCAGUGUCCCCUCCAGUCCUCGCAUGGGCCGCAGACUCUACUCCCAGGUUAAAGCAGGGGAGUCUCGCCAGAGGAAGUACUCCACUGGAUCACUGACUAGUUUAGGUACUCACAGUCGCUCUCUGCCCCGCCUUCACAACCCCACUGACCCCCCCACUCUGUCACUGCCCUUACGUAACCCUGCAGUGUCCCACAAGGCGGGGGGCUCUGCUCGGAGAAGUCUGUCGUCCUUAGAGCAGCCUCCUGAUGUGACUGUCCCAGCCAGUAUGCCCAACGCCCCUCGGAGGGCCAGCAUGGCCUCUCUCAGCUCUCUGGGUGUAGACCUGGAUGGGACAGGGUUAGACCUGGGCUUUGGAGAGAGGAGGAUGUCCUUUGGGAAGGGGGGACUCAGUCCUGGACAAAGAGUUGGCAGCAUCAGCUCUCUAAACGGGAAAGAGGAGUUGAGAGACUACCAUCAGCACCAAAGAGAUGAACGCCUCAGGGAGCAGAAAGUUCAAAGACUGGAGUGUCAGCGUCUGGAGACCAUCUUGAACCUGUGCACAGAGCUGGAGAGGGACAGCUCCAGUUCAGCCGUGUCCAGUCUCCAGAAGAUCAACAAAGAGCUGGAGAAACUGCAGGUCUCGGAUGAUGACUCUGUGUUUUCAGACUCUCCCAGCAGCAGUGCUCCUGACACCUGCUUCACUCCCAAGAACCGAGACUACCCCCUGAGUGAGGACCCAGUGGUGGGCCAGAGAGGUCAACAGAGCACUUACAGCGGGGUCCGGUCACACUCACCUGCAGUUAGCCUCAACAGCAGUGCCCCCUCCCCUUCCACACACCACAGAACCAAAGUCUUGGAGAGUGAGCAGCUGAAACAGGAAGUGACGCAGAUCGAAGAAGAGCGCAUCCAGGUUCUGAACAACAUUGAGGAGCUGGAGCAGAAGAUUAAAGACCUGGACAACCAAAUGGAGGAGUCUGUCAGAGAGAUGGAGGUAGAGCGUGCUCUGUUGGAUGGGGAGCAUGAGUCUGAAGUGGCCCAGUUAGAAAGAGAGAAAGAGCUUCUGGAUCAACUCAAGGAAAAGAUUCACAGCAUCGAAAAACCAAAUGGCUCCGAGAGGACAGAGCAGGUUGACGAACAGACCAAAAGUCUGGAGGAGUUGGAUUUUCAGAAAUUGGAACGAGAAAUUAACCAGGACGAGGAAAAAGAAAAUCAAAGCCAAGAGCUGCUGCGGGAGAUUGCAGAGUGUCAGCGCAUUUCUGUCACACGCAAGGAAAGGAUUAUGACACUGAAGAAACAGUCCACACAGAUUACUUUACAAGCUCAACAAGAACGAGACAACUUCCAAAAAGAGAAAAACAAUUUACUUGUCAUGCUUCAAAAAGAGAAAGAGAAAUUAGCUUCUUUGGAAGAAAAGUAUUCAGAGUUAUCUGAAGGACAAGCCUUUGCUAAUAACCCCAUUAAAGAGCACUUGCACUCUCUGAAGGAAAGGAGAAGGAGCAAAGAAAACUCAUCCCACCAAAGUGACAGCCUACCUCACAAGAGGAGCCAGCAGAUCCUCACAUCCUACGGCAGGUCUAUGGGGCACACGCUGCCCCCGAAGGCCCACCCCCCUCUGUCUCAGAGCUCCAGCUGUGGCAGUGUGCUCCCCCCAGGAUUCACCUUCUCAUCCCGAGACCUGAACGCCCGCCGCCUGCAGAAGAACAAUAAUAACCACAUCCAGAUGAGUGAUGAGAGACAGAGGCGGAGCGACUUUUGCAGCCGGAUGGUCUCUGAGCCUCUUUUUUUGGACUUCUCCUUUGCCGACAGCAGCCUGAACUCGGACACAGUCAGCGUGGACAGCUCGGACAGCCUGGAGACCAGCUUCUCAGCAUGCUCCCCGGACAAUAUAUCCAGUGCGAGUACAUCCAACAUGGCCAAAAUAGAAGAGAUGGAGCGUUUACUUAGAGAGGCCCAGGUGGAGAAGCAACGGCUGCUGGAACAUCGAGAGCGCGAGAUGGAGAUUCGCAGACAGGCCCUGGAGGAGGAGAGGAGGAGGAGAGAGGAAUUAGAGAAGCGGUUACAAGAAGAAACAAGCAGGCGACAAAAACUGGUAGAGAGAGAAGUGAAACUACGUGAGAAGCAGAGGUCGCAGUCCCGCCUCCUGUCACGCUACCUCCCGGUCAGGAAAGAUGACUUUGAUCUUCAUGGACACAUUGAGGCAGCUGGACACAAUCCAGACGCGUGCUUUCAUUUGGCCAUCACUGAUAAAACCUGCCGGGGCUUCCUGGUCAAAAUGGGCGGAAAGAUCAAAACCUGGAAGAAGCGCUGGUUUGUUUUUGACCAAAACCGCAGGACGCUCACUUACUAUGCAGACAAACAUGAGACCAAGAUGAAAGGAGUUAUCUACUUCCAGGCCAUCGAGGAGGUGUACUAUGACCACCUAAAAAACGCACACAAAAGCCCAAACCCUUCUCUGACCUUCAGCGUGAAAACCCAUGACCGAGUGUACUACAUGGUGGCGCCAUCUCCUGAGGCCAUGCGUAUCUGGAUGGAUGUAAUAGUCACAGGUGCCGAGGGACACAUGCACUUCAUGGUUUAACACAUGAACAUUGUUUGGCAAAGGACACCACUCUCCCUCCAAGCCUCUUCUGUUGGAGCACAAUACAAAGAGCUUAUACAGUCAUGUUUACUGGGACUAGAGCUCAUUGAAUGCCACUACGAAAACUCAUGGGGAAUGUUAUACACCACUUCAAUUAAUAAGCUACUCAGCCAAUAUUAAAUAUGGCUGUGUAUAUUAAAGGGCAUUCAUCGCAGUAUCCGGCUGCCUUACAGCUCACAGUUCUUUACUAUACAGUAUUUUAGCUUUUCUUCUUUUCUUUGCAUUUAUAUCAUAAGCUUCAUUUGAAUGUUUGGUCAUAGGAGAUCACAUUGUUGCAAAAAUGCACAUAUUCUAUUUUACCUCAUAUUACCACCCAAAUCAGGACUUUUUCACAGUGAGUUUACAAUUAUCAUGAACAGUGUUAGAUUUCACCUUAUAUUGAUUAAACCUCCAACAUCUUUCUAAUGUUGAUUGAGUUUAACAUUUACUUUGCAUUUAUUUAUAAUCA
This is a messenger RNA of Periophthalmus magnuspinnatus, 3847 nucleotides long. RefSeq names its product pleckstrin homology-like domain, family B, member 2a (gene phldb2a). Gene Ontology annotation, biological process: regulation of microtubule cytoskeleton organization. Bases 280 to 3339 code for a protein of 1019 amino acids. The transcript is spliced from 17 exons. The record is from RefSeq and is a predicted model, not a curated record. NCBI's taxonomy places the organism in Eukaryota, Metazoa, Chordata, Actinopteri, Gobiiformes, Gobiidae. Gene Ontology annotation, cellular component: basal cortex.